GCGCCUGUACCGGAUUAGCAAUUGCGCAGCAAUUCCUCUGCUUAGGAGCGAUGCACCCAUAUGGACCCACAUGCUGUCACGGAUAUUUUCGGAUCGGAACCGAACGCCAGAUACGAACCGUGCCGGAUAUUCCGGCUAGAUCCCUUCCUCUAUUCGUUUUUAUUGCUGAGAUGCAUCUAGGCAAACAUGCUCGACAACUGCGAUGGCGGAUCCAUUUAAGCAGGACAUUUGGACGCCAAAUACCUGCCCCUCCACCGUCUCUGAGGCAACCGCCCCGUGUCACGACGUUUUCCGAUACAGCGCGUCCACGACGUUAUAUCCUCAGGGAGAGGGAAUCUCCAGAAAUAGAAAGAGGAGUGCCGCUGGUCAAGAAACGCUGGUCGAUUGCCAUCGCGUGUACUAUCGCUGGUGUAUCUGCAUGGACGCUGUUCUGGACAUAUAUCACGAAUAAGGAGAAAAUUUCCAGCUCGAUUGUACAGGAACUUAUACAUUUGCUUCGAAAUGAUCACUGGGUGAAGAUGCUUCUCGGUGAUGGGAUUGUCGCUGAAACCCAGUGGUGGCUCAACGGACAUUCUAGGAUUUAUGGUUCGGUUGAUAUUCCCCAGGGAUACGUUGAUCUUAGCUUUAGGGUUGAAGGAAAUAACGGUUCGGGGACUGUGUACUUUACUAGUAUGCGGAGAGAUAAGACGCAACCUUUUCAAAUAUUAAAGUUCAAACUCGUAGCAGAUGACGGUACAAUAUGUAAAGUCGACGUAGAAAGUGCUUAAUCUCUGAACAGUGAACAACGAGGAAAGACCAAGGUAUCAAUACAAUAUCUAUGUAUCAAGUAGGCUCUGGGGAAACACUGAUAUCCAAUAUCAUUCAUCCUAUGCUUUGAAAUCCAUUUUCCGGCAUCAGUCCGCCGGUACUGAAUUCCUAAAGGCAGACCUUCUCUUAGAAAAUACUUGGAUGCAAUCUAUUUCAAGUUGCUAAAAUCUC
This is a messenger RNA of Desarmillaria tabescens, 978 nucleotides long. Its product is annotated as cytochrome oxidase complex assembly protein 1-domain-containing protein. Gene Ontology annotation, cellular component: mitochondrial inner membrane. The coding region runs from base 51 to 767 and encodes 238 amino acids. Lineage: Eukaryota; Fungi; Basidiomycota; Agaricomycetes; Agaricales; Physalacriaceae. The record is from RefSeq and is a predicted model, not a curated record. Gene Ontology annotation, biological process: mitochondrial respiratory chain complex IV assembly. The transcript is spliced from 6 exons.